CCCCGCACCACCGCACGCACACCUCUCCACUCUUCACAAUGGCAGGCUGGGUUUACCGCGAGAACAACGUCCCCAAGUACCAGGCGUACUUCCAGAAGCACGAUGGUCUCAGGACCUGGGAGAAGGCCCGCGGCAAGUGGAUGAUCCCCGCCUACAAGGCCGUCCUCUACACGUCUUUGAGUGCCUCCAUGUACAUGAUGGGCCGUCUUGUUCUCGGACACAAGACCUGGUUCGGCAAGAACUAAGCUACGCGCACGAUGGUGUUGGUGGGGGCCG
This is a messenger RNA of Didymella exigua CBS 183.55, 276 nucleotides long. RefSeq lists its product as uncharacterized. The transcript has 4 exons. Bases 39 to 245 code for a protein of 68 amino acids. Lineage: Eukaryota; Fungi; Ascomycota; Dothideomycetes; Pleosporales; Didymellaceae. The record is from RefSeq and is a predicted model, not a curated record.